Messenger RNA from Plasmodium vinckei vinckei, 2073 nucleotides. RefSeq names its product endonuclease/exonuclease/phosphatase family protein, putative. The record is from RefSeq and is a predicted model, not a curated record. The transcript is spliced from 4 exons. Gene Ontology annotation, biological process: phosphatidylinositol dephosphorylation. Gene Ontology annotation, molecular function: phosphatase activity. NCBI's taxonomy places the organism in Eukaryota, Apicomplexa, Aconoidasida, Haemosporida, Plasmodiidae. Bases 1 to 2073 code for a protein of 690 amino acids.
AUGAAAGAGAUCGAAAAAAGAGAGAAUAAUGAUCAGGUUAAAAAAGUUGAAAAAGGUAUGGGCGGGGAAAGUAAAACAGUUUUCACCAUGAGCCAACAAAAUAAUAACAUGAAAAAUUAUCCGUUACAUAAAUAUCGAAGUAGGAGUGAAUCAAAUGGGCGUGUAAGAGGUCAUAUAAAUUUUCUGGAAGGUUUGAGAGAAAGAAAUGAAAAAAACAUACCUUCAACAAAUAAAGAGUAUCAAAAAGAUGGAAUUGAAAAUCUGUCUAUUUUUGGUACUAGAGGGAUUAAUAAAUUUAAUAACAAAGAAAAAGGAUUCAUUAGAAAUAAUGAAAAGGGUAAACAAAAAAAUGAUAAAAAAAAUGUAGUAGGAUAUAACUAUUUUACUAAUAGACAACAAAUGAUAAGUAGUGAAAAUAUAAAUAUUAUAAAAAAUGUACCAAUAAGUAUUUAUGUUGGUACAUGGAAUUGUGAAUAUUCUGAUUUUACAAAAGGAUAUGAAUAUGAAAAAAAAAGAUAUACAACAAACUAUUUAAGUGAAAAUACAAAAGAUGAAUUAUAUUCUAUGAAACUUGAUGAUAGAUAUACUGUCCGUUCUAUAACUCCAUUAAUUUGUAUCGCCCCAUCUAUAAAAGAGGAUAAAAAUAAUACUAGUGAAUAUUAUGAUGAACUUAUCAAUUUCAAAUUAACUAAUAAAAAUGAUAAUAAAGUUACAGAUAAAAAAAGUUUAAGUACAAAUGAGAAUACCCCAAAGGACCUUAGUAACAUCUCUGAGGUUGAUAAAGGGAAGUAUAAAAUUGAUGUGAUCAAACACAAUGAAAACAUUUCAAAAGGCAGGAACACUAUAACAGGCACUGAAAUAAGUGGAAAACGUUUUGAAAAUAAUAUAGAUUACUGUAUACGCACGCCAAACAAACAAAUAUAUCCCCCCAAAAAUACACAGUACGAUAAAACUAUUUUAAAUACGUCAAACCUAUUCGUUGAAAGUUCUAUUAAAAGAAAAACAAUAGGAGCAGAAACAAAUAUUCAUAGUUAUAAUAAAAUAGCUGAAAAAAAAAUAAAUAGUUUACAAAAUUAUAAAUCUCAAGAAACCGAAAUAUUCUCUCAUUGGAUAUCACCAUAUUAUGAUGUAUAUGUUAUAUGCUUACAAGAAUCAAUUUCAGAUAGUAUAAUAGAAUGUCUAUCUAUGUAUUUAAAAGAAAUAAAUCAAGAGACAUAUGAAUUUUUGCCUUUAGCAGAUUAUAAAUUAUCAGGUUAUGGUGAUGGUGCAUUCUUACAAAUGAAAUCUACAACAAUAGCUGCUUGGGUAAGAAAAUCAAAACUUCAUCCUAAAGGUCCAGUUAAAUUAUGUGCAUCUAAAACAAUAGCUUUUAAUAAAUUAAAUAAUAGUAAAGGUUGUGUAUCUAUAUUAUUAAAUAUAUUUAAUCAAUUUGUUUUAUUUAUUGGUUGUCAUAUGCCUGCUAAAGAUCAAGAAUUGCGACAAAAAUCCAGAGAAUUCAUUUUAACAAAAUUAAGUGAAUAUUUUAGUAAUAAAGCAACAUCAAACUUUAAAGAUGUUUUUCAUCAUGUUAUAUGGAUGGGUGAUUUUAAUUUUAGAGUACAUGGAAUACAAAUAGAAAAGGUUGUUCAUUAUUUAAAAACAAAUAAUUUAAAAGAAUUGCUAAAAUAUGAUGAAGCAAAUUCACCAUAUUCUUACGAUUUAUCUAUAAGCUUUCAAGAACAACCAAUUAAUUUUUUACCUACUUAUAAAAAAAAUGGAAAUAGACCUAUUAUUGAUAGAAGUGAUACAAAAUGGGUUGAAAAGGAAUACAAACUUAUUCAUAAUAUAAAAUGGUAUAAGGGAGGAAAACAAGAACCCCGCAUUCCUUCAUGGACUGAUCGGGUAUUUAAGUGGUCCUGCGAUAAGACUCAAAACUGUUUGACCUUCGUUCCUAACACUUACAUUUCACCGAUACCCAAAGAAAAAUGCAUACUCAUGUGUAGCGAUCAUAGCCCCGUCUCCUGUUGUUUUCAAAUGUACAAAAUGACUAACGAAGAGGAUAUCCCUUCGACAAAAAGCAUUUGGAAAUUUUGA